GUUUGUGUUUUUUUUUUUUUUGAUAAAACGGGUAACGUGAAAUAUCCUGUCUUGCUGUGUUUUCUUUAAAGCCACUAGUUUGGUCUUCUUUAGACAUAAAACACAAGCUGACUGCAAAAUUUGAGUCUGAAUUGGAGCUUGAGUUCAGAUUUGUUGGUGAAGGUAAUUCCGGGGCGAACCGCGCCCCCUGUUGCGCGUGAAGCGGUCAGGGUAGGAAACAUGGAGGAUAGCAUCUCCUCAGUGUCCUUGAAUUACACACUGUGUAAAAGGUAGCGGACAACAAAAGCCACCCGAUGCCCGCAUUUCUGCUGAAAUGCGGGGUUUGUGUAAUCUGGAACUUGCACACAGUCGCCUUUUCCCGGUCACUUCUGUACCUGCUGUCACCUUUACGCACACUUGAACUUGGGUAAGCUAUCCACUGUCUCCUCUGUUGCGCACCACAGCGCCGACUCCCUCCUCCCGUGCUCUUCCUCCUCCUCCUCCUCCUCCUCCUGCAGCACCGCUCCGCGAGCUGUAACGGGACACUUUCAGUGCUCCAAACCUUUACUCGGUUCCCAUCAACGGUAUGUUCAGACUGUCUGCGCGCCUUCCAUCGGAGCGGAUGAUGCCGGAAAGGCGUCCCUGUUAUUGUGACAUGUGGUGGCUAGUGAUGAUCGCUGACUCCCUGACGUGGUGCUGAAUGAUCGGAGGAAUUGAGAAGCGACAUUGAGGGAUUUUACUCAAAACUGAUCCGGCCGUCUGAAGAUGAGCUCGGGGCUGAGGACGGUAAGUUGCCUGCAUGAUGCCACCACAGGUUUAGACCCUCCCUAAUCCUGUUGUGGUGACACAGAGGAUCUUCCUCAGUUCCCCAAACACCCCAGCACUGCACAUUUGGCUCCUUAACUCAUGCAGCUCAUUCUCUGCUGCUGUCAGCCAGUGAUCAGUCCUAACCUGCUCUCUUUAUUCAGGCUUGCCUUUGCUAGACUGGCUUCAGAACAGGAUUACCCACUGAUUUGAUGUUGAAGUCUGGUACACAGACUCAGUCUGCUGUGGACCUCUUAUCUCAUGACGCUCUGUUGGUUGGGGACCAAAAACAGAAAAACAGCACUGCACCUUUUCUUUCUUCUGUUUGCCUACGGUAGCAGGAAAACUUUUUCAGAUCUGUAAUACCAAAAAAACUGAUGUUUAUUGAGAGUGAAAAGUUUCAGAGGGCACAGUCUGCAGACUCUCUCUGUCUUUGCUCUCUGGUCUGAGCAGUCCACUCUCCAAUCGAAGCACAGUGCUCUGUCAAUGCUGCCAUGCCCAUCAUCAGCAAUGCCAACCAUGACUUCAGCAAUCUGUCCGUCAGUGAUGACAGCAGUCUCGACCACAUAUUCACUGAGAUCCCAGAGACUGAGACUAUCAAGGGUGUGUACUACCAAAGAGCUCAGUUCAUCCGUCGGCCAGAGGACCUCUUGUCCGUCGACCAUGCUUCCUUGGCAGUGAUCAAUGUCGGGGGAAACCGCUACACCUUCCCCUGGAGCACGCUGGAGCAAUUUCCCCUCACACGACUUGGCCGCCUCUGUGGCUGCAGGUCACCCGAGGACAUCGCCAGCAUCUGUGACGACUACGAUGAAGCCCGCAAGGAGUUCUUCUUCGACCGCUCACCAUCCGCCUUUAGGGUUAUCCUCAACUUCUUGGCUGCAGGGAAACUCCGACUGCUACGAGAGAUGUGCAUCCUCUCCCUGCACGACGAGCUGACCUACUGGGGCGUGGAGAUGGCGUACAUGGAGCGCUGCUGCAAGAGGAAGAUGUACACACGCAUCGAGGAAGUGCACGAGAAAGAGAGGCGUCGGGAGGAGCGCAGGCAGAAAAACGCCAUGCAGCGGGUGACAGUGGAGGAAACACAAUACAGAAAAGUGAUGAACUGGCUAAGAGAUAUGGUAGAAAACCCACAGUCAGGCUUACCAGGGAAGAUCUUUGCCUGCCUGUCGGUGAUCAUGGUUGCUGUGACUGUUGUCAGUUUAUGUAUCAGCACGAUGCCAGACCUCAGAGAGGAGGAGGACAGGGGCGAGUGUUCGUCUAAGUGCUACAACAUGUUCAUCAUAGAGACGGUGUGUGUGGCCUGGUUCUCCCUGGAGUUCAUCCUGCGGUUCAUUCAAGCUCAGAGCAAGCUGGACUUUCUCCGCGGGCCGCUCAACAUCAUCGACGCUAUGGCCAUCCUGCCCUACUACGUUUCCUUGGUGGUGACAGAAAAGGACCCAGAGCUGGAACACGAGAGGCCGGGAGGAGGUAAGGGCUACCUGGACAAGCUAGGGCUGGUUUUGAGGAUCCUGCGAGCACUGAGAAUCCUCUAUGUGAUGAGGCUGGCUCGCCACUCUCUCGGCCUGCAGACACUGGGGCUGACGGUGCGGCGCAGCACCCGGGAGUUUGGCCUUCUGUUGCUUUUUCUCUGCGUCGCCGUCACCCUCUUCUCCCCGCUGGUGCACUUGGCUGAGAGCGAGCUCACAGGUACCCACGACUUCACCAGUAUUCCCGCCUCUUACUGGUGGGCCAUUAUCUCCAUGACGACAGUGGGAUACGGCGAUAUGGUACCGAGAUCCAUUCCGGGACAGGUGGUAGCUCUGAGCAGCAUCCUCAGUGGCAUCCUCAUCAUGGCCUUCCCUGCUACUUCCAUCUUCCACAUGUUCUCCCGCUCCUACCAAGAGCUCAAGAUGGAGCAUGACCGAUUGUUCAAAGAGGAGUGCGUGGCUGCCGCUGCAGCUGCUGCUGCCAGUGGAGAGCCACAGGAGACAGGAGGUGAUGGAGGCGGGGAGAACUCUGCUCCACCUAAAAUGCAUCUAGACAAGGAUAAUGUGCACUCGCUGGAAUCUCUGGCUCUGUUAGGGAAAGGUGGCGAAGCUGCUGGGAAUAAUAAUCACAGCCUUCCGGCAGCAGCUUUCUGAGCUGCAUUUGCACAGACUGACCUCUAAGAUGUGACUGUGCAGUAUACAAUGAAAGUACAGUUUUCAAACUAUCUACACAGCUCUGAGGGCAUCUGCAUUGUUUGGAUAAAAAGAGAUUAAGCAAACAUUACGCAUUUCUUUUGCUCUUCAAGGAUUUCAUAAGGAGUAAAAGUGUCCGCGGUGAGAGACACACAACCCUUUAAAUCGGAUGGUUUGUUUUGUUUGACCAGAAAGCCUCUGCAGCAAUAUUAGUAAACGGCUGCGUCCAUAAACAUGCAAUAUUCAAUCCAAAGUUGCUUUUCCUCACACUGUGAAAAUACUGACUGCAACUUUUAGUUUCAUUCUCAUUACUUUUUAAUCUGUUGCCUACAGUAUGACCUCAGUGUGUUGCGUACUGUAUACUAGCUUGAAGCCAUGCUCUAACAAACUGAUUGUUCCAUAUAUGAUACGAUUCAUCUCUCUUGUGUAUAUUUCUAUGCUUGGACUGAAAUGGUUUCUCCAUUCUCAAAUAUAAACUCCAGGUAAACGAUUAAGAAAUUGCAUAAUUAUUCCAAAUGUUUCUAAAUCAGUGACAAAAGGAACGGAUGUGGAGGAAAAAUAGGUGUUUUUAUUUGAAUGAAGACGAGCGUGAGUGAGAGAGAGUGAGCGCCAAAAACCAUGAAAUGUACUUUCCAAAGCUCCAAAUAAAAGCUCUCCUAGUAAUCUGAGAGAAAUUCAUUUUCUGGUCUGUAUUUUUUUCCUUGGUACGAUGGUCUAAUCUCUGCUCGCCUGGGAUGCUCAAUCAGAGUCCUACUGCUGAACAUUUACUCUGAGAAGAAGAAACAGAAACAGCUGUCGCUGCCAGACAGAUAAGGAUUCUGUGAAUUCUGUGGCAAUCCGCUUCUUACAUCACCUUCUCGUUUUCACACGCACAAUUACAGCACUGUGGAAGAGAACCGUGUCUCCCUACAAAUCUAAUGUUUUUAAGACAGCGAUCUCUGUAAUGUAGUCCCCAAAUCUCUGGUUAUUGUUGAUCUUCGUGUCUGGAAUAAAUCUGUCCUCGUCUCCCUCUGUUUAAUCCCGGUGUGGCCUUUGGACCUCUCAGAGUUCUUUUACUGAGAAGAGUUGCCUGCAGCACCACGGGGUCCAAGGAGGUUGUGGAGGCAUGCAGGGACAUGACAGAUGUGGAUGUAAUCUAGAUUAAAAUUGGGAUUAAAACCCCCCACAGGCAAACGGGUUACUGCCCGAAACUCAACUUCAUCCAGUUGCUUCAAAUAAUAUUUAUCUUUUUUUCUAUUAUUUCAGUGCAAUUUUUUUUUUUUGCUUUAUUGUGGCUUCCUAUCAAGUUUUCAUGCCUUAUAAUAAAGAUU
Molecule: messenger RNA, 4252 nt
Organism: Oreochromis aureus
Lineage: Eukaryota; Metazoa; Chordata; Actinopteri; Cichliformes; Cichlidae
Gene: kcng4a
Product: potassium voltage-gated channel, subfamily G, member 4a
Exons: 4
Coding region: 1278-2903 (541 amino acids)
Biological process (GO): potassium ion transmembrane transport; protein homooligomerization
Cellular component (GO): membrane; voltage-gated potassium channel complex
Molecular function (GO): protein binding; delayed rectifier potassium channel activity
Source: RefSeq, a predicted model, not a curated record